GAACAACCGAGUAGCUUGGCUUCGCUGGACUUUGGUAAGUUUGUCAUACGCGAUACUGAGACUUAUUAUUUCGAUGUUGGCAGUUCAGAGAGGUUGAAACUACAAAGGAAAAUUUUGCAUUAGUAUAAAUAUAAAGCCGAAACGGUAGAUGUUGGUGGAAGAACCACAAUGGGUAGUUUACUUGCACCAAUUUUGCUCCUUUCGAUUCUCUAUGAAGACUUUGCAAACGAUAUAAAAGCUACCGGACUCGAUCUCCAAGAUAUUAGACGGGAAAUCAAUCAUCAGGGCAAUUUAUGGAAAGCCGGUUUGUCUAACAAGUGGCGUAGCAUCGAGGAAUUUCGAAAAUUACUAGGCUCCCGGCACGAGGGGACUACUUUAAGGAACAUUCGACGGAAGACUAUUCGGCACAGCCUACCUAUAAACGGCUUACCAAAGAAAUUUGAUGCACGGAUGAAAUGGCGCAACUGCACAUCGAUUGGGCAAAUCCGGGACCAAUCAAGUUGUGGUUCAUGUUGGGCUUUCGGGGCUGUUGAAUCAAUGAGCGACCGCGUAUGCAUUCACUCCAAAGGCAAACACAAUGUUACACUCAGCGCAUUGGAUUUGCUUGCCUGUUGCGAAAAUUGCGGAGAUGGCUGUGAAGGAGGCUGGCCAGGUCUGGCGUGGGAUUUCUGGAAGAAUGAAGGAAUCGUUACGGGUGGAUCAUAUUCAGAGCCAACCGGAUGUGCACCGUAUCCUUUUCCGGAGUGCACCCAUCACGGCAAAGGAACCAGACCCAAGUGCAACGAAGAUUUGUACAAAACACCGCCAUGCACUUAUCAGUGCCAACCUUCGUACAACGGUUCCUACUUUGAGGACAAAGUCAAGUCGUGGGCCUCAUACAACGUACCACAGAGCGCGGAAGAAAUAAUGAAGGAAAUUUACAUGAAUGGACCAGUAGAGGCAAGUUUUGAUGUAUACGAGGACUUCAUGUCGUACGAGAGUGGCAUCUACCAUCACGUGAAGGGCACCCUUGUGGGUGCCCACGCUGUGCGUAUCCUUGGCUGGGGAGUCGAAAACGGAACGGCGUAUUGGUUGUUGGCUAAUUCAUGGAAUGCAGAAUGGGGUGAGCAAGGCUUCUUCCGAAUGCGACGCGGCAGAAAUGAAUGCAACAUAGAGGCGGAAGUGGUCGCAGGUUUACCGUGAAGUAUUCAAUCGGACAUAAUGGUCACUGAACCUAUUGCGAUUUGUAAACGUUUGUGGAAUUACACGUGUUCUAACACCUUCAGACUAACCGCUUCA
Dicrocoelium dendriticum is the source of this 1278-nucleotide messenger RNA. The record is from the annotation of a GenBank genome assembly. NCBI's taxonomy places the organism in Eukaryota, Metazoa, Platyhelminthes, Trematoda, Plagiorchiida, Dicrocoeliidae.